This is a messenger RNA of Jatropha curcas, 918 nucleotides long. RefSeq names its product nucleolar-like protein. Gene Ontology annotation, biological process: ribosomal large subunit biogenesis. The record is from RefSeq and is a predicted model, not a curated record. NCBI's taxonomy places the organism in Eukaryota, Viridiplantae, Streptophyta, Magnoliopsida, Malpighiales, Euphorbiaceae. Gene Ontology annotation, cellular component: nucleolus.
UUUUAACCCCUCUACGGUCCUUUGCUCCACCGUUUUGAAACGAGACAGCCAAAGCGCAGCGCACUGUCUAGCGUGAAUCCCUCCUUUACCAAAAACCCUUGAGAAACCCUAAAAUGUUUUAAUUCGCCCUAAACACAGAAAACAAACAGCCAAACAAGGGAGACAUGGGAAGGUCAAGAAGGAAAUACAAGGAAUCAAGGCAUAAGGUUAAGGUGGGUCUCCCCAAGAAGAAUCCAGGCGUGUUCAAGCCAGCGUUCAAUAUCCCUCCAAAGCUUCGUUCUCUCUCCGAUGCCGAUCGCUCCAAAUGGGACGACAAGGCUAGCGUUAUUCAAAACUAUAAAGCGUUCGGCUUCGUUUCUAACCCUAACUUGCUUGGCGUCCGAUCUCGCACUUCUCAUAUCAUUGAGACCGAAUCGCUUCAAGUGCCUCCGCCUCCGUCCGAGGUUGCUAUAGAUGAGUACGAAACCAUCGAUUCUGGCAGCGAACUCGAGGAAGAUGAUCUGAAAUCAGCCCUUGGGAAGAAGCGGAAGGAUGGUAAAAGUGCUCCUCUACAGCCUUUGACCACCAUGCAACGGGUUCAUAUUGGUCGGCUAGUUGAGAAAUAUGGAGAUAACUACCAGGCUAUGUUCAUGGACACAAAAUUAAAUGUGAUGCAGCAUCCGGUUGCAACUCUGGAGAAAUUGUGCAAAAGAUAUCACACAUACAAAGAUAAGAACCCCUUGAUUUUGGCUUGAUUGAAGAUGAAUUUGGUUUCCAGGAUGAUUUUGUAGAACUGUGAAUGUAUGAUGUGGUACUUUCUAAGCCCCUGGAUGGUUUGUUUUCAGUUCUGUACGUUUUCUCAGAUUGAAGUUAGCAUAUGUAAAAUAUAAUUCUCUCUGAUGAGCCCAGUUAAAUCUUCUUUUUAUUUUUUUUCCCCUC